AUGCGCCCCAUCAACGAACCCAGCAUCCCUCAUAACACAUCUCUCCCGACCAAAGCUCUCGAUCUCCCCCGCCAUCUUAAAGGCGUCACUCCGCGCCAUAUCGAACUCGCAUUCACCAAGUGCGGCGUCGCAGCAGCCAGAAUUGUCAUUUCCUUGAAUGCGCUCAACAAGCGCAGACAGUCGCGUUUCGAGGCGCUGUGUCCAACAGAUGACGCCAUCCGAUUGACCCGCCAUUGCAAUGCCGUCAAUCGCCUCACAGCCUGGAGAGAAGACUACGAUAUUCGCAGUCCAACCUUUGCGCCAACACCAAAGCUCACACGAAUAGACCUGGCAGGUCUUUAUGUCAGUCGAACCGCAUACGAGGAGUGGGCAGAAGCGUACCGAAGCGAUCUAGUUCUUUACAUCGACGGGCAAUUUGCAGAAUACCGCAGGUUAAAAGAGGAAUUUCUAUUAGAAGUUCAGGCGGCGCGAACAUUCGAUAUGGACGAAGAGGACUCGAGGAUUCUGGAAUGGCUUUUUCUCAGCGAGAUGGAGAGGUGGGAGCCCUGCGUCAAGAAGUUACAGCUUCCUUCUUAUGAUGAGCUGCUCGACGAGGUGUUUCGUGCUAUUCGGGGCUGGGUUGAUGGGGCAGAGGAGUUACUUGCAGAAGUUCAGGACACCCACGGUGUUAAUUUGUGA
This is a messenger RNA of Aspergillus mulundensis, 678 nucleotides long. RefSeq lists its product as uncharacterized. NCBI's taxonomy places the organism in Eukaryota, Fungi, Ascomycota, Eurotiomycetes, Eurotiales, Aspergillaceae. The transcript has a single exon. The coding region runs from base 1 to 678 and encodes 225 amino acids. The record is from RefSeq and is a predicted model, not a curated record.